Molecule: messenger RNA, 1044 nt
Organism: Ipomoea nil (Japanese morning glory)
Lineage: Eukaryota; Viridiplantae; Streptophyta; Magnoliopsida; Solanales; Convolvulaceae
Product: adenine phosphoribosyltransferase 5-like
Exons: 7
Coding region: 104-676 (190 amino acids)
Biological process (GO): adenine salvage
Cellular component (GO): cytoplasm; cytosol
Molecular function (GO): adenine phosphoribosyltransferase activity
Source: RefSeq, a predicted model, not a curated record
UCAACACACACUCUCUCUCACUCUCUCACUCUCUCACUAUCCCUGCAAAGCUGCAACUCAUCUUCCUUCCUUCCAUAUAUAGUGUUGGGUCUAGAGAGAGAAAAUGUUCGCCGGAGAGAAUGGUUUGCAAGGAGACCCGAGACUGAAGGGCAUUUCUGAUGCUAUCAGAGUUGUUCCUCAUUUCCCAAAACGAGGAAUAAUGUUCCAGGACAUAACGACACUAUUGUUGGAUCAUAAGGCCUUUAAGGAUACUAUUGACAUCUUUGUUGAUCGAUACAGGCACAUGAACAUCUCUGUUGUUGCCGGUGUUGAAGCUCGAGGAUUCAUGUUUGGUCCUUCAAUUGCUCUGGCAAUUGGUGCAAAAUUUGUUCCUCUUCGAAAGCCUAAAAAGUUGCCAGGAGAAGUUAUAUCAGAGGCAUAUGUGCUUGAAUACGGUAACGACUGCUUAGAGAUGCAUACUGGUGGUGUUGAGCGAGGAGAACGAGCAUUGAUCAUCGACGAUUUAGUGGCUACAGGAGGGACCCUGUCUGCAGCUAUAAGGCUUUUGGAACGCGUUGGAGCUGAGGUAAUUGAAUGUGCAUGCGUCGUUGGCUUGCCUGAGGUUAAGAAAGCACGAUUGCUGAAUGGGAAACCUCUGUAUAUCCUCGUCGAGCCUAGCAAAUGCCAAAUGUUGUGAUCCAUCCAUCUAUCAAGGCCGACCGAUCGAUCAUGGGAAUUGCGAUAGCCUCGUUUACUUCAACUUGGAUCAUCUCAAACUCUACCUCGUGUGGUGUUUUCCAUGGAAGUGUAAGAGGCUUUUGAGAGGAACAUUAAAAAUGAGGAAGAUGGGAUAAAGAAAAGGGUAGGUAUUUGAUAUUGAUCUGAGUGAGUGUUUUGAUGUGUCACUUGCUGGGACAAUUGAUUUCAAUUCGCAAAUAGGAAUAUUGUCUCUUUGUAAUAACAUGUACGGACCAACAUCCAUCUCAUCAUCAUCUUCAUUAUUCUCACCAAAUCCAACUGCCGUAUUAAUAAAAUUAAAUAUUUGACUAAGUGUAUUUUGGUCCA